This is a messenger RNA of Onychostoma macrolepis, 2406 nucleotides long. It is a transcript of the gene zbtb25, whose product is annotated as zinc finger and BTB domain containing 25. NCBI's taxonomy places the organism in Eukaryota, Metazoa, Chordata, Actinopteri, Cypriniformes, Cyprinidae. Gene Ontology annotation, molecular function: DNA-binding transcription factor activity, RNA polymerase II-specific; RNA polymerase II cis-regulatory region sequence-specific DNA binding; protein binding. Gene Ontology annotation, biological process: regulation of transcription by RNA polymerase II. The transcript has 3 exons. Bases 124 to 1425 code for a protein of 433 amino acids. The record is from RefSeq and is a predicted model, not a curated record. Gene Ontology annotation, cellular component: nucleus.
GGAUCCUAUGCUUUCGAAUGGCUCUCGCGGUACUUUGAUGUCAUACACUGACCAUUCUGCGCAGCGCCGCUUAAAGACGAACGCAUCUAUUGGCAUGAUCCAGAGCAAACGUGAGAGGUGGAGAUGGACGUCUCUGGCCAUAGUUUGUUCCUCCUGCAGCAGCUGAAUGUCCAAAGGGAGUUUGGCUUUCUGUGUGACUGCACUGUUGCCAUUGGCAACGUAUACUUCAAGGCUCAUCGUGCAGUCCUUGCUGCCUUCUCAAACUACUUCAAAAUGAUCUUCAUCCACCAGUCCAGUGAGUGCAUCAAGAUCCAGCCCACAGAUAUUCAACCAGAUGUCUUCAGCUACCUGUUACACAUCAUGUACACAGGCAUGGGUCCCAAACAACCCGUAGACCAGGGCAGACUUCAAGAAGGCAUCAAGUUCCUCCACGCGUACCAGCUCUGCCGCAAAACAGGCGAGGGUGGCCCUGAUGCAUCUUCUGAGCCCAUCCGUAUGUCCAACCUGUAUGGCAUCCAGAUCUCUUCACAGCUGGCCAGUAAAGAGAACUCGGGCCUGAAGGCUGGCAGUUCACGGGACCCUGAGGACGGCCGCUCUAGCACUAGGGCCGAUCGCACACAUGGCCGUUUGGCUCUCGCUGUAGGGCUGGAGGGCAUUACGUCUGAGCCACAGCCUCAAAGCUUCCGCGCCGCAUCCUCGGUGGCCUCAGGGGACGACUCUGACAUUUCAGCACGGAUCAAACAGGAAAGGGUAGAGGAGGAAGAACAACAGGAAGGCGACAAAGAGCCGUGCUCUCUCUCCCCAGCCCAGGUGAGCCCCUGUCAGGCGGGUCUGUUCAAAGAUGGCCCUCUAGCACUUUUAUGCCCCCGGUGUGGUGAACGAUGUCUGUCACCUGAAGGCCUGCAAGAGCACCUAUUUACCCACGCAGCCUGUGCCCUCGAGCCUAGCGGUCUGAUGGAAGGCCCUUCAGAGGACAAAACCGGAGAGCACAAGUCCCUAGAGGAGAGGCGGCCUCAUAGGGAGCGCAUAGACUCUGGUAGUCUGGAGGAGGCCUUACGGCAGAGUCAGGCCCUGGCAGAUGAGCUGGCCGUGGAACUCAGGCGAGGUGGUGGGACCGGACGGAGUGGCAGCCCAUUGGCAGCCUUCACGCGAAAACGAAAGAUGGCCUGUGCCGUCUGUAACCUUCGCUUCUCGCAGAAGAGCCAGCUGCAGGAGCACAUGUUCGCACAUGUGGGCAAGCCGCUGCGAUACCAUCGCUACAGCCGCUUCUGCGGGCAGCUGCUCCAUGGCUGCGAGGGCCAGCCAGAUAUUACCGCAGCCACGGGAGAGGAGGCAGCCAAGGACACUCAGGAUAACGGCAGCUCCUGCUACUCACUGGACUCUGAGGUCUCUCAGGAGAGCGUGGACGCAGUGACUGUGGAAUGACAUAGUGUUUGACAUAUAUUCAUGCUAACACACAAUGUCUGUUAAAGGAAUAUUCUGGAUUUAGUAGUUAAGCUCUGUCGUCAGCAUUUGUGGUAGGUUGAUUACAACAAAUUCAUUUCCACCUAUCCCUCAAAAAAAAAAAAAAAAAGAGAGCAAAAAUCUUGGUUACAGUGAGGCAUUUACAGUAGAAGUGAAUGGGGCCAAUCUGUAAAAAAAUAAAUACUUACUGUUUCAAUAAGACAUAAGCAAACAUAAUUUUAAUUUGUAAAAAUAAAUCUCUUAACUUUUCUGUGUAAAGAUGCAUCCAAUUUUACCACAACCUCCAUGACAACAUAAAAGCCAAAGUAUACUUCAGUUUUUAUGCAUACACUGGAGUAUGCGCACAGUGCUUGUGACAUAAUACUUAAUUUUUAACAGAAUAAUGUAUAAUGUUUCUGCUUUUAAUUCCUCCAAAAUUGGUCCCCAUUCACAUAAAAUACAAUGUGACUUACCAUAACCUCAAUUUUUGCUUUUUUAAGAAAACAGUGGACAAGUCAAAAUUAUUUUGUGUAAAUCAACAUUAUUCUUCAAAUACUGUCGAUUGAGCUUAACUUUUAUUAAACCCAUAAUUUGCCUUUACCUAAUUUUGUUUUCUGCCUCAACAAUUCUGUCCUGUCACAAAAGUCCUUGUCAGUGUUAAAACAUACAAGAAUUAUGUUUAAAACUUAGUGUUGAUGAUUGUAGUGUUGUUGUAUAAUGAUGUUUCUGACUCUUGGAUGACUGAACACUGUUGGAUCAAUUAUAUAUUUAAAGGAAGUAUUAGAUUGACAAGCACAUGCGCAUGAAACUCAAAUAGCACUAUGAAGUGCCACAUUUGACAAAUCAAAAUUUAUUUUUUAUUUUUUUUCAGAGGCCAGCUUAAGCUAAUAACAUGAUUAUUUCUUGUUUACUUUUGGGUUGUGGCCUAAUGAGUGAAACUGACUGAGCGUAGAGUCAAAAUGA